Schistosoma mattheei is the source of this 3831-nucleotide messenger RNA. The record is from the annotation of a GenBank genome assembly. Lineage: Eukaryota; Metazoa; Platyhelminthes; Trematoda; Strigeidida; Schistosomatidae.
AGGCCGUUCAAGGUCGUUGAAACAAAACGGCGGUUAGAUUCGAAGGAGCCUACCGAUUUGACCUUGCCUUUUCCCCGUGCCUGUAUUUAUGACCUCACUCUAUUUUUAGCACAAUGGAGGACAGUAUGAGUCGUUUGCUUAUGCAAUCAACUUUAAUGGGGACUAUCGUUACAACAAUUGGUAAUCAUUUGUCGAAACUACAAUCUAAUUCACGUUUGCUUGAAAAGUUGCUAUGUUUUCUGUUCAAAAAUAAUAAUUUGGAAAGUGCUCAAAAUGUAUCGGCCACGGAAUUAUUAAACCAAAAGUUCGCUGUUGAUUCAGUUCAAAGUAUUGGUGAGUUGUAUGUCUCACAAAAAAGCAGUGACCUAGCAAAAUGGCUAGAGUUAACUGUCAUUCGUAGUCUUGAACAGCUUGAAUCCACAAAACGUGAAUCGGUGUGUUACAAGAGGACUAGCACUACUGUUCCACUUGAUAAGCAACUGUCUCAUAUAAGAAGUUUUCUUGAAAUCAGCAGGAAAAGAAAACAUCUGUUUAAUCUUUCUUCCGAGCUUCAAAACUUAAAACGCAUUCAACUACAAAAAUGUAAUGUGUCAAGAGACUUUUUAGAUGCUGAACUUCAAUUAUUAACGCUACAGACAAAGGUCCACUACAUGAAGCACCGUAUCGGGAAGUUAAAGUUGGACGUAGAAUGUAGCAAAACAAACCUUUUUGAAUAUGAAUCACUAGGCACAGAAAUGGUGGAUAUUGAAAGUCUUUUGAGAAAGAAACAGGAAACGAUUCGCCGUUUGCAUGAAGAAAAUGAAAAGCUGUUAGAUAACCUCCCUUUAUUAUGUCGUGAGACGAAACAAAUUAAGCAACAACUAUCGGGUCAGAUAAUUGAUACACAUAAAGUGGCGCAUGAACUAACAAGCAACAAUCUACUGCAGGAUUUUAAUGAAAGGAUUCAAGAUAUUUCAUUCGACAGAAGAACAUUUACCAGUGGGAAUACUUACGUCGACACUCUAAAUGCUGACAAUCUAUACAUAAAUUGCUGUAAUUUAUAUUCUCUUGAUCCUAAUCUUAAGAUUCCAGAUGUCCUGCUGAAAUGUAUUCUAACACAAAUCAAAGAAAGCUGGCUAGCUGAAAAUAGUUUAAAAUUGUUACACUAUCUUUUGAUGAAUUUAAACAAAGAAAUUCUCAUUAGUGAAAAACUGCAAAAUUACGACGUGACAUUUGAGGCUAAAGAGCUAAAACAUUUACUUCCUUGUGUUGCAAAUUUGAAAGAAUUAUCGAAAGAAAUAAGACAGCGCAUGUCAUUGUGCAAUGAAUUACUGUCCGACUGAGGAAAAUGAUUUCUGUAAAAGAAUCAAAUUAUCAAAAAUUUGUUUAACUUGCAUGUUUAUUGCUCUUAGCUGGUCAUCAGGAUUAGCUGAUUCACCAAGAGUUGAUGCAACAGCAAACAGGGAAGGCUGAAUAUGAUAAGAGAAAUCGAUAUAGUCAGUGAGAACUCACUUUAAUAGUUAUUACUGUUAAUUUUUUCUCUAAAAAAAGUUAUUGUAGUGAAAUAUUUACAUGUUCACGUGGCUUUCCUAACUUUACAUUCCAAAAUUCACUAUAGAUUAUGUUCUAUUAACUUAUCAGAUCAUUUUUUUUCUAGUGAAUUUAGAGUUUCGCGUCCGAGCUUUAGCAUGUAUCUGUGCGUUUAAAACAUUUUAGUAGGGAAUUAGUAAGAAGUACAAGCAGUAUCUUUAAGGGUUUCUAUAAUAAUGGAUUUCAGUGGCCUUUUAAAAUCAAAGGUUGUUAACAUUGUAUUUGGAACUACUCAUUUAAGGAACUUACCAUUCGUAUUUUUCUCAGGGGAAAUUGUAUGUUUAUCAGAGAUAAUGUAUACUACUAACAAAUGGCCAUAUCUGGUAUUGGUCAGCAGUGAGAUCUGUUGUAAGCGUUUCGUCAUCUGCUGAAACUCGUAACCGAUUCCAAACUCCUUAGCACAAUCCUUACAUCGAUAGUAGGCUAGCCAGUUCUGUUCAAUAAAUGAACAAAUAACACUGAAAAUAAUAAUAGUGACAGCUCUACAGUCUAUUGGUUAAUGCUUUGUUCUCUCAUCACAAGGAAUAGAUGCUCAGUUCGCGUUUCAUUGGUGGCCCUGAAGUUUGCUGAUGCAGAGAAACUCAACAGAUAAGUUUCAAAUAUCAGUAAAUACACUUACUGAAUCUCACUACCAGUCUCCCCACAAUAUAAUAGCGAUACAUAUACAAGCAAUAUCUGGUGGUCUAUUUAAUGUGUAUGCCAAUAGUAACUGACCUAACCAGUUCUACAGAUUAACAACUACAAAACACAAACCUUGGCAAUCAACAUUGGAAGUGUAUUUGUCAAAAGUCACUCUUAUUCAAAUGCUAUCCCACUGACGUAAGUCUAAUUUAGGGAAUAAAUAAUUCGAAUAUUUGAGAGCUCAAAUGAUUUUAGUAAGAAAUUUGUUAUUUUCUAAAAUUCAGCUGAAUGAAUAAUAUUUUUGAAUGAGUAGUAAUACUAUUGAUAUUCAGCAUAAAACAUACCUCAUGUUGUGGAUUGUAAGUUAAGGCAGUGUUUAGAUAAGACAAACCCUCUGAUUUCUUAUGAGACUCCAAGAGGACAACUCCCAACUGAAAGAGAAUGUUAAUGAAAUGUAAAGAGAUCCAAUUUAGCAAUUAUUCAUUACGGUGAAAACCAUCAAUUAGUCAAAGCGACAAUGCAUACGAACAACCAGUUUCGUUACUGUUUCCAUGAGGAAAUAGUAUGAAUACAUCAUAUUUAAAAAUGAAAAACAUUUGCUUAAUAACGUUCUAAAACUCUGGACCUUGAGACUAACUUUGUUCCCAAAGAAAAUAAACGUGCGAAUUUGUUUCUUGUGCUUUACCAGUAAAAAGCUAUUACAAACAUCUUAUAUUAAGUUUCACAUCGCCCAGCACAUUUGUUGAUUCAAUGGCGAAAAGAGGAAAUUGGUAUUUAGAUUGUAUUGGGGGACGCGUGAUCGUGCAAUCAUUACAGUAGUCUUAUUCUAUCUAGUCCAGUUAUCCAUUAGUUCGUCUAUAUUAUCAGUAGGACCAGUGACCUGUUUAUCAAAUGACAGCGAACAACAACCAAGAUCUUGACAAUUAUUUAUCUUUGAGCACUUAACCGAGUAUCCAAUCAGUAGGCGAAGAUAGAAAGCAGAUUAAUUCCCUAUUGUACUCUGUUUUAACCAGGACUAAAAACUCACAAUAUCAUAACUGAAAUGUCUGACCACAUAGCAGCACAAUUUGAAUAUCACAAUAUGUACAUGAAUUAACCAUAAUGGAAAUCAAAUCGUAAUAAUGGGAAAAUGAUUAAUUUUAGUAAUGAGGAAUCUCGUACUAAUGUCAAAAAGACAUCCAGUGCUUCCAGGUUUUCAUUAGUGGCCUAACUUAGAUCAGUUUAUGAUUUCAGUGAAAAUAAUUAAUGAUAAAUCUGAAAUAAUGAGACGGAUGACAGCUACUUGUCGAUAGGCGAAUACAAAAAUAAAGAAUAACUGAUUGGUUCAUGAUUUCAAUGAAUAAUACAAUAAUCCAAGCGUCUACUAAUUAUACAAUAAUAUAAAUAAUAAUCCCUCGUAUGAUAGCCUCGGAAGUUAUAUUUCCACACCAUUUACCUCAUUAGAUCAUUUAUAAUAUGAACCUUCGACACCGUCCCUAAAUAAUAUUCGUAUGCAUCUUAGAACAAGAAUGGACAGAUUGUCAACACAAAUGUGUUGGUGUUGUAAACCAUUUUCAAAUAGGAAUGGCUUUAAUUUUAAUGAAUGAGAGCUAUUUUGUUAUCAUCCAAAUAAAACUAUUUCUUUGAACUGAAUAGAUUCUG